AUGUAUGUUGAUUGUGAAUGUGAGUAAAACAUGCAUAUGAUUGACAAGAAAUUUUAUUUUGGCGGCAAACAUUUUUUUAAAUCGAAUUUUUCUUUCAAAAAUCGAGACAAGGUUGGAUCUUGACUAUUUCUAUUAGGUUAAAGACAUUUUCAAACCAAACCUUUCCUGAAAAAUUUUAUCUGUUGAAAUUCAAACAAAGAGAAUAAUAAAUUUGAUUAAAAGCUAAACAACAGCCUAAAAAUGAAAAAAAAUAUAUUGUUUCUGCUCCCUUCACUUCAUUUCUGCUCAGUUUUUCCAACUCGACCUCGAACACCUAAUUCAGGAUUGUUUGCAGCAUGCGAUAACAAUUUCAAAGAAUUUGAGCAACGAAUUUCGGGAAGUAUAUCAUUUAGAAAAUCAAUAAUAUGGCGUUCCCAUUUUCGAACUCGGCCACUGAAUAUUAUAACCAUGUAUAGAUCACGCUUUAUUGAUUCUCCAAAAUAUGUCUGAAAAUUAGAGAUUCUGGGUGAAGAUGCGCUAACUUCUCUCCAGCCUUUAUAUACUCAUUUAAAAAUUAACAAACCUUAUUUGUAUCACUGUCAUAAUGAACAAAUCUAUAAGGCUUCCUGUCAAUCGAAUUUUCCUCAUUAUACAGUAAGCACUUUGGAUGGAGAUGUUGUUGCACAAAAACUGAUGUUAAUUGAAAUGCAUGGUUCGAAUUUUCUGAUUUCACCAUCGCAAUCCCAUUAUGUUCAGAGUUCAGGGGUGAAGGAAUCCGGAAAAUUAUUGGAACCAAAUUUUCUUUCUCGAUUUUCAUUGGAGCAGAUUCCACUUUAUCUCGUGAUUCUCUUGAUUGUAGGUAUUGAAGAUUAUUUCUCAAAAAUUCUUUCUCCACAUAUGAUAAUGAAAAACUUUUCCGGCUGGUGCUCAAUUGCUACAAGUUCACUUGAUAGAAAUUCGAAUUGAAAUGACAAUUGAUUCAUGUUGCCAACACAUCGGACCAUUUGAAAAAUUUUGAAUAUUUUUUAAGGGUUUUUUUUUAUUUAUUUUAUUUUUUUUUAAAUGUUCACACUUUUGAAAAAGAACAAAAUCUGAAAAUUUAGAAUUUCCAUCAAAACAACGUGCAAAAAACAACAAAUGAACGAAAUUCCGAUAAAUGACACCACCCAUAGUUUAUCCUUAUUUUUUUGCAGUUCGACGAAAGAGUGUGCAAAAGAAGAGAGUGCAGAGAAAAGGUCAGCGUUGGAAUGUCUUGAGGGGGAGGAAGUGGCGUCUGUUUAUGCAAUCAUUAUAUCGCUUGUGAGUUUUUGUGUUGGUUUUUUUGUAUAUCCUUAGUUUUUUCCUCAUUUCAGAUCCGUUUUUUCUAGUUUUUUUUAGAUUUGAAUUACUGUGAGCUUAAAGUAAUCAUUCUAGAUGAUUCUUCUUCUUUUUCAUACAGAUAAGGUACUUUUUACUAGGAAAACUUUAGAUUUUUGUAAAAAAAAUAUUUUAUACCUUCCUUUUUCGUAUAUUUUUAUAUUAUUCACGACUUGAAUUAAAUUUUAAUUUCAGAUCUUGCCAAAAUCAUGUCGUCGAAACGUGAAGCAACACAAGAUGCGCCAAUUGAAGGUGGAGAAUCUUCUUCUUCUUCGUCGACUGUGAGUUUGAAUAGAAAACUUGACAAUAACCUAUCACAUUUGAUGCUAUUUCAACUCGAUCAAAAGCAGUUUUCCAAUUUUUAGAACCAAAUGAUUUUUCAGACCGCCAAAAAACCGAAGGCAGAAGGAUCGGAGCCGACAUCAACUGACACAUCAACAACAACCGAAUUGGCUGUGUCGAUUCCAUCGGUGAUUCCAGAAGCGCCAGGUCAAAUUCAAGAAAGUCCGAAUGUUCAAGAAAAUGUUGUUGUUCAACCAAUUAAUGAGGUAAUUAUAUUUUUUCUGAAAUUCCAUGCGAUUUGUUGAAAAAUUCUGCUUUGAGAAACAACUUCAAAAAUCUCAUGAAGCAGUAAAUUUUUCGAUGAAUUGGAAAAAUUUAUUUUCAGCCAAAUCAGGAAUGUCCAACUCACCCAAUUGGUUCAUCAUCAACAACAAAUGCAUCAAAUGAAACAAAUUCGGCAAUUGGUCAAAGAUUGUUGACUCAAACGGAUUUUGAUGAAGUUGGCGAUUCUUCUUCGUCGUCGACCGAGGACAGUCCAACUCACCCAAUUGGUUCAUCUUCAUCGACAAAUUCUGCAUCAAAUGGAGCAACUUCGGCUGUUGUUGGAGAAUUUGUGACUCCAAAGGAGUUGGAAAACGAGGUAAAUAUUCCGCUUUUCUGCAAAAGAUUCAAAUCAAUAAAAGUUUUGAGAACACAUGAAGCUCUAUUUUGUUUUGAAUAAUGAAAACAUUUUCCAGCGAGAUUGGAACGCUCGUUACGAUCAAACACUUCUUCAACUGGGAAUUGGAAGAAUUCGACCGGAUGGAAAGACUGUAAGUAUAUUUCAAAGAAAGAAACACAUUUUAAGUUCUCAAUAAAGAAACAUCAAUUUUUUCAGGUUGUUCCAAUCUCAAUCCCGUUUACCCAAGCAGUUGCAGAUCUUUAUGGUAUCGAUAAGGAAUCACUCCAACCAGAAUUUGGAGAAGGCACAUUGAAAAUGUGCACAAAACUGUUCGAUGGAGUAAGUAUUUAAUUGAAUUUCGUUGAAUUUUAGUCAAAAUCUUUUUUUUUUUUCAGAAGAAGUCAAAAGCUUCAGCUAAGCCUUCUGCUGGACCGUCUUCAUCAGCAACACCAUCAACAUCUUCUGCAACUGCUCCACAAAACCAAGAAGAAAAAGAAGAAGAAAAGAAAGUCGAAUAA
Messenger RNA from Caenorhabditis angaria, 2796 nucleotides. Lineage: Eukaryota; Metazoa; Nematoda; Chromadorea; Rhabditida; Rhabditidae. The record is from the annotation of a GenBank genome assembly.